GGUAAAUGUGCCCCCCCGGUGCGAUGUAGUUUUAAUGCCAGAAAGAGUUCGGGGAUGGGUUUCUUGGCUACAUGGCCGACUGAUUUGAAUAAGCCUGUGAUGUUUGCGUCUUGGUUUCAUUCAGUGGGCGGAUGCAUUGUGUAGACUAGUGUGAAUGUUGCGAUUUAGCUCAGAAACUCCAAUGUUAAUGUUCAGGGUGCAGUGAAAGACACUGUUCUCAUCCAAGGACCAAAAGGAUACGUCGAUUACUGUAAACAUAUUUUGGACUCAGGUGGAAUCUGUCGGCUUUUGGAUUUUGAAAGGCUGUUCGGGAAAUGCAUUUUGAGUAAUUCUGUUACAUUCUCUGCUAAGUAAAAAGGAGUCAGUGUACUGGGAUCUCUGAUGCCGUUAUCGUCUGAGGAUUAUGUUCUGUUGCAGCUGGGAUUCGAUCUAUAAAAAGGCAUUAAGGGAAAAUAUGCCACAAACACCACCAUUUGUAGCUAUGUUCUCCACCAGUGGUUAUAACCGGAAUUUAUACCAAACAAAUGAGGACAGCUAUGGGGGUCUAUAUUACCACGACAACAACCUUGUGUCAGGAUCUGUAGAGGCCCUAAUUCAACUUUUAGUUCCUAAUGUGGAUUACUACCCUGAUAGAACAUACAUAUUUACUUUCCUGCUCAGCUCCCGGCUUUUCAUUCAUCCCUAUGAGCUUCUGGCCAAGGUGUGCCACUUGUGCAUUGAGCAGCAGAGACUUUGUGAUCCUGGUGCUGACAAGAUCAGGUUAAGAAAAAUUGCUCCUAAAGUUCUCCAGUUGCUGACAGAAUGGACAGAUACAUUUCCCUAUGACUUUAGAGAUGAAAGGAUAAUGAGGAGUCUGAAGGAACUGACCCACAGACUGUUAACUGGAGAUGAGAUUUACCGUAAGGCUGUCCAGCAGAUGACACAGUCUCUCAUUCGGAAACUGACUACACUAAGCCAAUACGAAGAGGUGCUGUUGAAAAUAAAUGCCACUGUUCCAGAUAGGCUGACUGUGCUCAAAACCAAACCUCAGUCUAUACAGAGAGACAUUGUGACAGUAUGUAGCGACCCUUAUACGUUAGCACAGCAACUUACCCACAUAGAGCUGGAGAGACUGAGUUAUAUAGGUCCUGAAGAAUUUGUGCAGGCAUUUGUGAAUAAAGAUCCCCUAGACAACGAGAAGAGCUGCUUCAAUGAUCACAAGAAGACCAGAAACCUGGAAGCAUAUGUUGAGUGGUUUAACAGACUUAGCUAUCUGGUAGCUACAGAAAUUUGCAUGCCUGUGAAGAAGAAACACAGAGCAAGAGUCAUUGAAUACUUUAUUGAUGUUGCACGGGAGUGUUUUAAUAUUGGCAACUUUAACUCUUUGAUGGCCAUUAUAUCUGGCAUGAACAUGAGCCCAGUCUCUCGACUCAAGAAGACCUGGGGCAAAGUUAAGACAGCCAAAUUUGAUAUUCUCGAGCAUCAAAUGGAUCCAUCGAGUAAUUUCUACAAUUACAGAACUGCACUGCGUGGGGCAACCCAGAGAUCCUUAACAGCACACAGCAGCAGAGAAAAGAUUGUUAUUCCAUUCUUCAGCUUAUUAAUCAAGGAUAUCUACUUUUUAAAUGAAGGCUGUGCUAACCGACUCCCCAAUGGACACAUCAAUUUUGAAAAAUUCUGGGAGCUUGCUAAGCAAGUGAGUGAGUUUAUGACAUGGAAGCAAGUGGAGUGUCCCUUUGAGAGAGAUCGCAAGAUCCUUCAGUAUCUCCUUACAGCACCAGUGUUCAAUGAAGAUGCACUCUACUUGGCCUCAUACGAGAGUGAGGGUCCUGAGAACCACAUUGAAAAGGAAAGAUGGAAAUCUCUGAGGUCUUCUCUACUUAAUAGAGUAUAAGUACUGAAGAACAAGAUAGUGGACUAUGGAGUAACAGGUUUUAUGGUUGCCAUUAAAUGACGGAAUCCAAUGUUUGUAUGAGAUAAAAGUAUUCUCAUGUGAAGGGAAUGACAAUCUGUACUUUGCUGACAUGGACCACAUUGUUCACCAACAGAGAAACUGUAAAAGACAGCUAACUUUUUGCUCUAUUGAUAAUGAUAUUUCAGGAAACAUUUCUUCUUUUUUAUGAAUUUGUAACCUUUUUCUAAACAAUGAACUAGCAAGGAUAAUACUGAAGAAGAUGCUUACCUUCCUUCUUCAUUUAAAUAAUGGUCUGCAAGGUGACAUCAUCAUCUGAACGAUCUUCAGGAAUCAACCAUUAGGUUAAGAUGAGGUCAUUCCAUAAAGCAUUAAGGGACAUGGAUUCUUUACAGAUACCAUCAAUACAAUUUUAAAUUUUAUUUUUGUUUUGAAUUACUUAUGGGUUUGCUGCUGGCUGGCUAACUCAGUUAUUUGAAAACUAUUGUUUUGGGACUGGUGUUGAAUAUAUGGGAUAAAGAAGUGUUUAAAUACCUUAACUGGAAUACAACUAAUUAAAUUAAGGUUAAUAAUGUUAUUUGCAAGUUUGUUUUUAAUAUAUAUAUAUACUUUUGUACUUGUAAAUAUAAUUAAUUAUUAUGUUAUUCUUACCCAUAGUGGUUAAGCACAUUCUGAUCAUGUUUUUUUGAUUAAAUGUUCUCUGUUAACUGCACAAAGUGCAUUUAUUUUAAAAAAAGAUGUCAUUUUUUGUGACUAAUAUAUUCCUUUACGAUACAGUAAAGCAUUUCAAGUAUCACUUUGGCAUGUGAUCACGAAGAUGACCCACCUGUACAUGUGAAGAUACUGUUUGUGAUUAGUUUUGCAUUCUGUCAUUUUAAAUGUAUUACAAGGGCAUUGAAGUUCAUUUAGCUUCAGGCACUUAUAAUUGUCCACUAUGUGUGAUUAAAAACCUUUAGGAAUCACAUAAAAUCUCAUUUAAACCCAGUUUCAGUCUGCUUAAAGAGGAUGUCAGUCUCAAUUUCUCAGACCAGUUAUUGAAUCUCAGUAAAAAAUUAAUUCAUUUAAAGUAUGAAAAAUAUUUCGAAUUGAGCACAAAAUCAUGAGCUUUGUAAAAGUACCGCAAGUCAACAUUUUAUUGAAAACUCCUGGUCUUGCAACAGGCGAUUGUUCCCACGAAUUGUGACGUGAAGCUGCCCUUACUGCUCACUAGUCACUGUAAUAACUAAUAUAAUGCCAUCUAUGAGUGUAUUAAGUACAGGUUGUGCGGCAGAUAUUUCACCGCAGAAAGUUUCCAAUGUGAUCUGCAUGCAGUUAACAAGUCAGUUCCAUUUAUAAGCUAAACCGUCUCAAAAUCAAGAGUAAUAUUUCUAUUGUAUUAAAAGACAUGUAUUCACAAGCCAGCUUGUUUAUAAUGUAAUAGGGCUGCUUCACGUCACUAGAAGUUUUGUUGCCUCAUUCUGAAUGUGGUGCUGCGCAUAUCUGGACAUUUUAUCUCUUUUGUGAAGUAAACUAGGUUUUACAUUUUACUUUUAUUGUGGUUUCAAAUGCACAUAUCAAUGCUAAAUCCUUCUAACCCCAAAAUCUAAAAAUAGCAAUGUGGUUCCCCUUUAAGAAUGAGGUUGUGUAGCUCACUGGUUUCAAAAGUUCAUGACAAGUGGUUACCUGUAUGAGGUCUAUCUAUUUUUAUGUUGUUGAGAUACACAAAAUAUUAAUUUAUGAUGUGAUGCAUCUUUGUACGUCUUACAUAAUGACUCUUCAGCGUUUGCAUUUACAGUAUAUUCAGAGAUGGCGUUGCUAAGGUUUGGGGAUUUUAAUGAGAUCUUUUUGGUUGCUUUUUUAUGGACAAUGUUAUUUAUUUAUAUUAUUAUUCCCUAUGUAGAAGUCCCCUGUGUUAUCUAUUACAUUUAUUUUAAUCUUUUGAAUUUGUAAGAGGUACACAACAUUCUUAGAUAAUAAUGACUUUUUUGUUCAACUUAUUUAAAAAAAUAAAACUUAGUAAGUGGUUAUAAUUUUAGGGUACUUGAAAUUGUUAAUUUUUUUACUCUUGUCAAGUUUACAAUGCCCUUACGUUUUUCUCACAACAGGUCAAAUGAUAAAUUAUGGCUUAAUGUGUAAAUAAUUUAUCCCUUUUUUCUGUCCACGCUAGUAUAUGGCAUAAAACAAGUGUUUAUAAUUUAUGUAGCUGCAGAAACUUUGUAAAUAAAAAUAAAGGAUGUUGAAUAUGAAAUUUAAUGAUGA
This is a messenger RNA of Lepisosteus oculatus (spotted gar), 4129 nucleotides long. It is a transcript of the gene rasgef1ba, whose product is annotated as RasGEF domain family, member 1Ba. Lineage: Eukaryota; Metazoa; Chordata; Actinopteri; Semionotiformes; Lepisosteidae. Gene Ontology annotation, biological process: positive regulation of GTPase activity; Ras protein signal transduction. Gene Ontology annotation, molecular function: guanyl-nucleotide exchange factor activity. The record is from RefSeq and is a predicted model, not a curated record. Gene Ontology annotation, cellular component: plasma membrane.